AAUAUUUCUUUUUUUUUUCUUCGCCCUUUGCAUUCAAAGAACGGAUUAAAAAAAUGAUUCAACCUCAGACCCAUUUAAAUGUAGCGGAUAAUAGCGGGGCUCGAGAAUUGAUGUGUAUUCGAAUCAUAGGAGCUAGCAAUCGUCGAUAUGCUCAUAUUGGUGACGUUAUUGUUGCUGUGAUCAAAGAAGCAGUACCAAAUAUGCCCCUAGAAAGAUCAGAAGUAGUCAGAGCUGUAAUUGUGCGUACCUGUAAAGAACUCAAACGUGACAACGGGAUGAUAAUCCGAUAUGAUGACAAUGCUGCAGUUGUUAUUGAUCAAGAAGGAAAUCCAAAGGGAACUCGAAUUUUUGGUGCAAUCGCCCGGGAAUUGAGAGAAUUAAAUUUUACUAAAAUAGUUUCAUUAGCUCCCGAGGUAUUAUAAAAUGAAAUUGUGAUCUGUUUCGAGUGGGGUAUUUGAAAGAAAUAGAUUAAUUAGUAGAUUGUGUCUCACGCAUAUAUCUUUUAUAAUUCAUAUCAUAUUCAAAAAUAAAUAAGUAAAAAACACGUUGAUUAUAUCAAAUUUGGAGACCCCAAUAAUUUUAGUUCAUCAUGGGCAGGGACACUAUUGCUGAGAUAAUAACUUCUAUACGAAAUGCUGAUAUGGAUCGAAAAGGGGUGGUUCGAAUAGCAUCUACUAAUAUUACCGAAAAUAUUGUUCAAAUACUUUUACAAGAGGGUUUUAUCGAAAACGUGAGAAAACAUCGAGAAAACAACAAAUAUUUUUUGGUUUUAACCCUGCGACAUAGAAGG
Solanum stenotomum is the source of this 790-nucleotide messenger RNA. RefSeq names its product 50S ribosomal protein L14, chloroplastic. Gene Ontology annotation, biological process: translation. NCBI's taxonomy places the organism in Eukaryota, Viridiplantae, Streptophyta, Magnoliopsida, Solanales, Solanaceae. Gene Ontology annotation, molecular function: structural constituent of ribosome; large ribosomal subunit rRNA binding. Gene Ontology annotation, cellular component: cytosolic large ribosomal subunit; ribosome. The transcript has a single exon. The coding region runs from base 54 to 422 and encodes 122 amino acids. The record is from RefSeq and is a predicted model, not a curated record.